GCAGCAAAUUAGCUGCUGUACAUAUCCACCCCGCCCCCUACCGAGUCUGUGGAAUGUACGAAGUAGGAAGUUGAUAGCCAAAGCUGAACUCACAGAAAGACGAGACGAACGAGAGUUUCUUAUUGUUCAAGCAGCUUCUGCUGGUCAGAAGAACCAAAGUAGAAGAAUUGAGAGUGACACAUUCUUCAGAGAGUCCACCAAACACCUUGAACAUUUUACAAAACGGGGCCUUUGUGACUGAGAGUGUGUCUUACUCAAGUUUUCACCACAGAUGUCGUUAGCAGAGCAGAGCCAAAAAUGGUUACCUACCAAUGUUCAAGUGACUGUCAUUCAGGCCCGUGGCCUGAGAUGCAAAGGGAAAAAUGGCCUCAAUGAUGCCUACUCUAUUAUCCAGAUGGGAAAAGAGAAGUUCUCCACUUCAGUGGUGGAGAAGAGCUUAACCCCUGUGUGGAGAGAAGAAGCUAGCUUUGAGCUUCCCUUCUUUCAGCAAGGGAAUGAAAACAAAUGUAUUCUGUAUGUCAUCGUCAUGCAUAGAGCCCUGGUGGGGCUGGAUCAGUUCCUCGGCCAAGCAGUCAUCAAUCUGAUGGAGCUUAAUGAAAACAAGAGCCGCAACAAGACAGAGUGGUUCAAGCUACAUUCCAAACCAAAUAAAAAAGAGAAAGAGCGUGGUGAGGUUCAGGUGGACAUACAGUUUAUGAGGAACAACAUGACAGCCAGCAUGUUUGACCUGUCUGUCAAAGACAAAUCUCGUUCCCCAUUUGGCAAGCUGAAAGACAAAAUCAAAGGGAAGAAAGAUGCAAAAGGCUUUUCUGAUUCUGCUUCAGCCAUUGUUCCCAGUGUCACUCAGGUAUUGACAGACAGUGAAGAUGAUGGUGAAAAAAAAGUGCAUCAACAGUUAGAUACCAAGAAAAAAUCCCCCACAAUUAAGUCACUCUUCAAACCCAGCUCUCGUCUUCAACGCACCUCUCUUUCUCAGUCCAUGUCAGUGCUACCAACUCUUCAGCCCCUUCCAGAGACCAGAUCAGAACUGAAGACCAGCCCAUCCUCUGAACUUGAUAAUGACAGUCUUAAUGAACUGAAGAGUAAAGCCGAUAGCAAGCCCCCUCUCAAAUUCUUGACCCACAAGCGUACUCAGAGUAGUGAGGCCAAGCAGUUACAACAGCUUUCAGGCAAAAAAGAGCCAUUCUCUCUGCUAGGAGGUCUGCGCCCCAAAAAUGACCCAGUGUCUCGCUCUAAUGUAUGCAUUAAUGGCAGCCAUGUGUACACAGAAGAGCCAGAGGUACAGAAGCCUUCUUUGACUGGAUCUUUGCAGAACCUGUCAAAAAGUGCAUCUGGCUCAGUGGAAAAUCUCAAGGAUAAGACCUCUUCCAUCGAAUCACUUAAAAGCUCUGCAGUGCAUUCUUACAAAGGAAAUAUUGAGAUUGCUGGUUCCCAAGAGGAAGAAGAGAAACUGCAGGUAGAAGAUAAAUUCAAAGAUGAUGAAAGAAAGAAGAAAACUUUGGAAGUAUUGGGUAAAGAAGAGGCAGCCAGGCAAGAGGAGGAGAAGGUAAGGAAAAUGCAGGAGGCCAAGAGAGUGGAUGAGGUCAAAAGGGAAGAAGAAAGAAGACGAAUGGAGGAGGAGAGGAGAAGACUGGAGGAGGCCAAGAAGGAAGAGGAGAGGAGAAGAAUGGAGGAGGCCAGGAGGGAGGAGGAGAGGAGAAGAAUGGAGGAAGUCAAGCGGAUGGAAGAAAAGAAGAAAAUGGAAGAGGAAAAAAAUAAAGGAGAGGCCAGUAAAGUAUCUACUUUAUUAUCCAUGGUUAGAGGAAAGAAGGACUCUGGUAAGAAAGAGGAUAGUGUUUAUCCAUUAUCCUCUACUGAUCAGGAAUCACGACAGAGUCAUUCAUCAGAGGAAUUUGAAGUUUUGAAGUCCACUAAUCCCUUUGAGGAGCCACCUCCAAAGAAGACUUCACUGAAUCCUUUUGAGGAUGACAUGCCAGUCACCCCUGGAACAGGAUUUCCAAGCAGGACUGCGAAGGUGUCUGCAGUGAAACCAAGAUUGGAAGUGUCUCCCAAGGCAGAAACUGUCCAUGAACUACCUCCCCAAACCUCUCCUGAUUGCAUUGACCACCUUACUUCCCCUUCUGACCUUUUUACCAAUGCCCCUCAUGCCUUCUCCAGUCUCCAUGCCUCCUUUUCUCCUCCCAUUCCUCUUCACACCUCCAGAACUACAUUAAUAUCUCCUCCACUUUCCCCAGUCAACACUGGUUUCACAAAGAAGGCACAUCUCUCAUCCUCCAGCAGGAGUUCCGUCAAGUCUCUUCUUGAAGAACUGAAAAAAAAAAGAAGUGAAUCUUUUGAUGGUGAAGAUCUUUCAUCUUCUCCACUGAACCCUGAACUAAUCCAUCAAUACAGUAAAGAUGAUGAAUUUCUAAAAUCACCAUCACCGGACUCUGUAACCAGAACAAUGUCUCCAAAUCCAUUGAACAGUUAUCAGUCUCCCACCAACAUAUUGGAUCAACUGAAUUUACGUUCUGAAAUAAUACCAGAUAAACCUGCUUAUAAUUGUCCUGCUAUGGACUUGCCUGUAUCAGAUACCCACUUAACUUUAAAAGAGAAAAAUGGUGACACAACACUUGAAACAACCCAUAAUUUGGUGAGUUUAGAACCAAGUGUUAAUGUGGAUAUUUUACCCUUAAAGUCUGACACAUCUAUUCCAGAAAAGACUUGUUCGGAUAUAAGCCAUUCUUCUCAGGAACACAGACUAGAAGUUCCAAAUGAACUUCCAAAACCAGCCACCAGAUUUUGGAGCAGACAAGAGAAUGCUGAACAGGCAACUGCAAAAUACACACCAAAACCUGCACCAAGGACUGUAAUAACAAAUAUGGAUAUUAAAGAAGUGUCUAAUGACAUUUUAAAUAAGCCAGGCGACACGAGAAAGGAUGAUAAAAUUCCUAGUAUUAAUGUAAAUGAAAUUGCAUUGAUCAAAAAGAGCUCAAUUGAUACAGAAUCUGAGGGUGCAUCAUCAAAGCUGGAAACAAAAUACAGUUUUAAUGGUCUUGGGAGAGAUGGUGAUCUUAAAGGAUGGAACAUUCCUUUAAGGGGAAAAAAGGAGGACAGCAGUUUAAUGGAGCAGAUGAACCCAAAGACAGAUCAAUUGCAGAGUAAGAACUUCAAACCAAAAGAUCAAUUAAAGGAGCUAAGCAAAAGUAAGGGUGAAAUGUUGAUUAAAAAGGAGACUGAUGUUACAGGAAAUGCUAAUCUGCCUGUUAAGAAAAAUGAAUUUCUUGUUCUUUCCAGCCAUACUGUGGAAGGGGCAUUGGUAAUCCCAGAUAGUGUGGCUCAACCUGACAUAGAAACAGAGAGAAUAAUGAAGCGUACACAUUCUGACAGCAAUCAAAUGUAUUCUGUUCUUGAAGAUAGUGUGACCAAACCCUCCUCAUCUGUGAGAAGUGUUACCCUGAUGCAAAAUGAAAAAACUGUUCUUUCCAACCAAGUUGUGGAGGAGGUGCUAAUAGUAAAAGAUAAAAUAAAUAUGCCUGAAAUGUUAAAGGAAACAUCAUCCAAGAGCAGUGAAAUUCAAUCUGUAGCUGAAGUGAAUGUGAACAAAACCUCCCCAUUCACAAUAACGGACAGUUGUAUUUCACAGCAACAUAAAAAGCCUGCUUUUUCCAACAAUGUCCUGAAAGAGAUGUCAGAAGUGAGAAAUGAGGUGAAUCAAACUGACUGCGAUGACAAUGAACUUUUGAAGCAAGCACCCUCUGAGAUCAAAGAAAUGCAGUCUGAACCUGAGGUAACUUUGAAAAAACCACUCUCAACCACAGGAAAAGUACAUUUGUCCAUGCAGCAGAAUAAUGAACUUGCUGUUUCUAACCAAGUUACAAAUUGGGCUUCAGAUCUAAGAGCUGACAACAAUGCUGAUGAAAUACUGAAACAGGUACCCUUAGACAACAAUAAAAUGCAGUCUGUACCCAAAAGUGGUGUAAAUAAUUCAUCUCUGGUUGCAUACAGACAGGUAGAGGUUACCACUGAUAGCUCCUCUAAGGAGUUAAAGGAUUUUGAAGAAAAGGGAGUUCUUAUAGAAAGCAGGGAAGACAAGCAGUUAAAAAUAGUUAAAAAGCAUGUGCCUUUGGGAAGCAUAGAAGAUCAGUUAUUAAAUGAUCCUCACGCUUCAUCUGAUGCUCAGAAUAGUAUUGAAAUCUGUAAAAGUGAAGGGCAUUUGGAUAGGAAAUCCUUAUCCAGUGAAGUUCUAGGUCACACUUUCUGCUCAGAUGAAGGCCACUCUCUGUCUGAAAUGAAGAAAAAAGGACAAGCAGCUUCUCUGUAUAAGCAGAGUAAUGUAGCUUCUCGUCCAGAAAAUCCAGAUUUUAUGAGUAAUAAGGAAAUUUCAGGUAGCAAAAACCAUAAAACUGAGGCCCCAGAUGAAUCUGCAGACUCUGCUACUAUAAAAAGACAAAAGUCAGUGAACAGGAAUGAAUUCAGUAAGACUCAAGAUAUUCCAUUUGUGUCUGACAAGCCAGCAGAUCCAGUUCCCCCUCUUUCCACUCUCUCCCCGAUUACCUCUGAUCUUUAUACCCUCUCACCCCAGAAGACAAAUGCCUCAGAGGGCCACAAUCAGCCUGUUACCUCCAGGGGGAAGAAACUGUUGAAGGCCAUGGUUUUGCCCUUGGAGACACAGCCAAUUGUGAAGGAUGCUGCCACUGAUGCAACAGAAUCUGGUCCAGUCACAGGACGGCGCAGACCCCACCCAGUGAAACCACUGAGCUCCCUGGAAAGCCAGAAAACCACUGUGAUCAUGAUGGAAAGGGAUCUGAAAAACAUUGGGGUGAAUGAGGACAUAUUUGGCCAGAGUGGGCUAAUCAAUCCCCAGGUUUCCAACACAGCAGGUGCUGCCCCCUACUCACAGUUGACUCGUGAAGAGCUAGUAGCUUUGGUGGUGAAACAAAAAGGGACUUUAGCUAAAAAGGACGUUCAAAUUCGCGAGCUGGAGGAUUACAUUGACGACUUGCUGGUCCGUGUAAUGGAGGCAACACCCAACAUCCUGAGAUCACAGCCAUCGAAACAAGCAGGCAGAGUCUAGUGAGGUGGAACCCUUUGGGAAGUAAGAGUUCUCUGAACACUGCUCUGAGAAGGCUGGCUACUUCUCACUUGGGAGUGUAAGGGUACUACUGCUAUAAAAGCAAUUUUGUAGUAUGGACACUAAAACGUCAGGCAGUUUUCCAUGUGCUAAACAUAACUUCCAAGCACAAGUUUUAAUUUUUUGUGCCUUCUUCACUUUAGCUCCUACACUGUUAGAGACAUGCAGGAAAUCUGUUGGACCUGCAGAUAAGCCAGUUGGCUUUUUAUAGUACAAGACUAUAUUUAACAUUAUAUACAGUAUCUUGGCAAUUCUCUUUGAAAGGUAUUGAAAUCUUUGUGCAUUUUUUAAUUGGUUACUCAAAAAUAUCUAUUCUUUCUCCUCUUUAUUUAGUAGUUCAGAUUGGAAUGCAGCAUUUUUGUGUUUUAACUUUAGUUUUCAGAGGUAUGUUUUGAAACAAUGAAAAAUUAUUAAUUUAGUUUUCAGCUUUCAAUUUCAAAGUAUUUAGCCCAGUAGAUGUCAUUUUAAUUGGGAGAGUGAAAAAAUGGAAAAAGACAGGAUCAAACCUGGAAGUCACCCUCAGACUUGGUACAUCUGGUCAUGUGGCUGCUUUGCAGUGCCACGAUUAGCCUACCAAUCAGGUCUUAUGUUAAAAAAAAAAAAAAAAGGUGCCAAGCUCAAUAGUAUUAGAACAUAUGUUUUGGAGUGUUUUUAUUGCUGUGUCUUGUUUAUUUUUGGGAUUUAAAAGAAUCUAUUUUUAGUGUUAUAAGUAAGGAAUUUCAUGGUAGAAUCGGCCCUUUAAAAAACAAAUCAGCAGUUGCAAUGCAACAGUGACAUACUAGCAGAGUGUAUUUGAGAAAUUGUGUGGCACUGAUUUGGGAUCACUUAUUUGUAUUUGUAGACCCUGCUCUCCUGACAGUGGUUGUUCCUGGGCAUCACAUACAUGGCCACUUCAGUUUUUUGCCUUUAACACCCUCACUUGAUAAAACAUGCAGCUGUAACAUUUCCAACAGUUUGAGGUUAACUGAAGUAAUUUGCUUAUUUAUAAAUGAAAUGUAUAUUUUAUGAUGAGAUUGUGUAUGAUCUGGUAUUAUAUUUAUAGUUAUAUAAAAAAAGUUUAUUCUUCCAUGUGAAACUUAAUAAAAAAGUAUAUUGUAAA
Polypterus senegalus (gray bichir) is the source of this 6212-nucleotide messenger RNA. Its product is annotated as rab11 family-interacting protein 1-like. Gene Ontology annotation, molecular function: small GTPase binding. Gene Ontology annotation, cellular component: intracellular membrane-bounded organelle. Gene Ontology annotation, biological process: regulated exocytosis. Lineage: Eukaryota; Metazoa; Chordata; Cladistia; Polypteriformes; Polypteridae. The record is from RefSeq and is a predicted model, not a curated record. The coding region runs from base 272 to 5056 and encodes 1594 amino acids. The transcript is spliced from 7 exons.